Molecule: messenger RNA, 1086 nt
Organism: Ostreococcus tauri
Lineage: Eukaryota; Viridiplantae; Chlorophyta; Mamiellophyceae; Mamiellales; Bathycoccaceae
Product: Nucleotide-binding, alpha-beta plait
Exons: 1
Coding region: 1-1086 (361 amino acids)
Biological process (GO): RNA processing
Cellular component (GO): nucleus
Molecular function (GO): mRNA binding
Source: RefSeq, a predicted model, not a curated record
AUGUCGAUCGCGCGCGAGGACGGAGGGACGACGAACGUCGAGGGUGACGACGACGGCGUCGACGCGGCGGCGGAGACGACGCGAAGGGCGAAGACGCGCGCGCCCUUGGACGAGGCGGCGCUCGAGGGACUCGUGACGCAGCUGGAGUUUUACUUUGGCGAUGGGAACGCGGCGACGGAUCGGUGGUUGCGAGAGCGCAUCGCGAGUGAUCCCGAGGGGUGGGUCUCGCUCGCGGACGUGUGCGCGUUUCCGAGGAUGCGGAAUAAGUUGAAGAAACGGGACUGGCGGGACGAGGCGCCGCGAGCGGUGCGGACGUCGUCGAGCGCGAUUAUCGAGGUGAGCGAGUGCGGGGAGCGGAUACGGAGAUUAGGAAAUGCGCCCGUACCAGAGGUCGAUUUGGAGGAGGUGCAGGCGCGGACGGUGGUGGUGGAGAAUUGUAAGGAGUGGACGGUUGCCGCUCUUCGCGAGACGUUCGAGCCGUGCGGCGCAGUGGUGAACGUUCGCGUGCGCAAACCGGGACGCGAUGGGGUACCCGCGACGGAGAAUCGAGGAAAAACGCACGCGCUCGUGGAGUUCGAAACGCCGAACGAGGCGAAAGAGGCGGUGUCGCGUUUGGACAAUCCCGCGGACUGGCGAAACGGUUUGCGAGUGCGCAUUCAGCUGAAACCGGGACAGAAGAAAAAGAAGAAACAGGUUGCGAAACCGCCCGCGGACGAGCAAGCGAGCGAGGAAAUUGAAGGUGAAGAGAAAGAUUGUGAGAACGAGAAUCAGGGCGAGGAUCAGGGCGCGAAGAAGUCGCAGAAAAAGAAAAAGAAAAAGCCCGAUUACGCAAAGUGGGCGAGCGCGGCGGCGUUCAAAGAGAAUCGAACCGCCAUUACCGCCCCGGCCGACGGGAUGGGUGAGGGCGCUUCCGAAGAGGCGCUAGAAGAGGCGCUCCCGAAACGACUGGUGUUGACCCCGCGGACAGCGCCCGCGGACGCACGACAGCCGAGCAUGCCAGAUGGUUCUCCAGGAUUCAAUCGCGUAAGGACGUGCACUCCAAAGUUUGUAGUCGACAGCACUACCGGUAGCGAAGAGACGAGUUGA